ACCCUGACCCCAAGAUGGCGGCGCCCUGCGAAGUGGCCGCGGCAACCUCCGGCGAAAGUGAUGGCGGGGGUGGGGGUUUUGGAUCCUGGCUGGACGGACGGUUGGAGGCGCUGGGAGUGGACCAAGCCGUUUACGGUUCCUACAUCCUUGGUGUCCUGCAGGAGGAGGAGGAAGAAGAGAAGUUGGACGCUCUGCAGGGUAUCCUGUCUGCUUUUCUGGAAGAAGAUUCGCUCCUUAAUAUCUGCAAGGAGAUUGUGGAACGAUGGUCUGAAACUCAGAAUGUUGUCACCAAAGUGGAAAAAGAAGAUGAGGUACAGGCCAUUGCCACCCUCAUUGAGAAGCAGGCACAGAUUGUGGUGAAGCCCAGGAUGGUGUCGGAAGAGGAAAAACAGAGAAAAGCUGCCCUGCUGGCCCAGUAUGCUGAUGUAACAGAUGAAGAGGAUGAAGCAGAUGAGAAGGAUGAUUCAGGUGCCACCACGAUGAACAUUGGUUCAGAUAAAUCUCUGUUUCGAAACACCAAUGUAGAAGAUGUCCUCAAUGCUCGGAAAUUGGAGAGAGACUCACUUCGGGAUGAGUCCCAAAGGAAGAAGGAACAGGACAAGCUGCAGAGGGAGAGAGACAAACUAGCCAAGCAGGAGCGCAAGGAAAAGGAAAAGAAAAGGACACAGAGAGGGGAGCGAAAGCGAUAACCCUGGCCUGUUCAAUUCUUCCCCUGCUUCAAGAACUUGAUGAAAAGGAAAACUGGCUUUGCAAAUGUGUAUUUAAGAGAAAUGAGAAAACAUUGCAUAGUUCUUUCCCAAGGCAUUUCCCUUUUGUUUACAUGGUCAAAAGGAAAAUCACAAUCACUUUUAAUUACAAAAAUGUGCCAUGUUUUGCUGAUGUGGAUGAUCAGAUAAUUAUAGUUAAUGUCUGUACCAAAGAGCUGCAAUUGGGGCAGUCUUUAUAUUUUAAUACUGAAGUUCUGUGCUCCUUUUGGCUCCUUUUUUUAUAAAAUGUCUUCCCUCACCUAAUUUUCCUUGAAUAAAUAGUAGGAUUCAGAAAGCUAACAGUUAGGGUUUUCAUCUGGGAGAAGAAACAUGACCGUUCCUCUGAGAUGAAAAGUGCAAGUGUAAAUUACUUCAGAGGUAAUAUUUACUCCUAAGUGUAGAUAGUUUUAUGGCUGAUAUAUAAAGCUAAUCAGGAAGCUAGGUGGUGUGGUACACACCUGUAAUUCCAGCUCCUGGGGAGGCUGAGGCAGGAGGAUCACAAGUUUGAGGACAGCUUGGGCAAA
Marmota flaviventris (yellow-bellied marmot) is the source of this 1270-nucleotide messenger RNA. It is a transcript of the gene Ccdc43, whose product is annotated as coiled-coil domain containing 43. Lineage: Eukaryota; Metazoa; Chordata; Mammalia; Rodentia; Sciuridae. The record is from RefSeq and is a predicted model, not a curated record.